Vespa velutina is the source of this 933-nucleotide messenger RNA. RefSeq names its product inosine triphosphate pyrophosphatase. The record is from RefSeq and is a predicted model, not a curated record. Gene Ontology annotation, molecular function: nucleoside triphosphate diphosphatase activity. NCBI's taxonomy places the organism in Eukaryota, Metazoa, Arthropoda, Insecta, Hymenoptera, Vespidae. Gene Ontology annotation, cellular component: cytoplasm. The transcript is spliced from 2 exons. Gene Ontology annotation, biological process: nucleoside triphosphate catabolic process. Bases 333 to 899 code for a protein of 188 amino acids.
GUUAUUUGAAAUAUUUCUUAUUUAUACGUUGAUUAUAACAAACAACGAUAAUACAUGAAAUAUUCAGAAAUAUUAUCCAGCUGUGCAAAGUGCAAUAUUUACAAAAGGAAGAAAAAAGAAAAAAUAUUGACGUUAAAAAUACUUUUAAUUAAUAGAUUAAAUAAAAAGACAAAGUUCACAAUAUAUUUACCUCGAUUAAUCGUGACUCGAAAUAUUUCAACUCGAUUUUUUACGUUUAAGAGUGUGGUAACCAUGAUUCGAAACAAUAUGGCCUCCUUGUAGAUAUCAGUGUUUACGUGUAACUCGCCCAACAAUAUAGAUAAUUAUUAAUAAUGGCCAAACCGAUUGUUUUCGUCACGGGAAAUGUUAAAAAGUUGGAAGAAUUUAUCGCCAUAUUGGGAAAAAGUUUUCCUCGUGAGAUAACGAGCAAAAAGAUAGAUCUUCCAGAAUAUCAAGGUGAGAUCGAUGAUAUUUGUCGGAAUAAAUGUCGCGCAGCAGCCAAGAUCGUUAAGGGUCCGGUAAUCAUUGAGGAUACUUGUCUCUGCUUUAAUGCGAUGAAAGGACUUCCAGGGCCGUAUAUAAAAUGGUUCUUAGAAAAAUUAGGACCUGAGGGAUUAUAUAAAAUGCUUCAUGGUUGGGAGGACAAAAGUGCUGAGGCUGUUUGUACAUUUGCUUAUUGCGAAGAUGAAGAUAACAGUGAAGUAUUUCUUUUUCAAGGUAGAGUUUUAGGUACCAUCGUCGAUCCACGAGGCCCAAGAGAUUUUGGCUGGGAUCCUUGUUUCCAACCUUUAAAUUAUGAUCAAACAUACGCCGAAUUACCUAAGCAAAUUAAAAAUCAAAUCUCGCAUCGUAGCAAAGCUUUAGAAAAAUUAAAAGCUUACUUUGUAAAUCAAUCUUAAAUCCAUUAAUAAACAAAAUAUAUUAUUAUUAUUA